Messenger RNA from Colletotrichum abscissum, 360 nucleotides. RefSeq lists its product as uncharacterized. The transcript has a single exon. NCBI's taxonomy places the organism in Eukaryota, Fungi, Ascomycota, Sordariomycetes, Glomerellales, Glomerellaceae. The coding region runs from base 1 to 360 and encodes 119 amino acids. The record is from RefSeq and is a predicted model, not a curated record.
AUGUCAUUUGUGGAAGUUGACGCCUGCUUACUCAGUGGUUCCAGAAGGCAACCGACGUAUCUUGAGUUAUGGGUGGAGGCUCUCUGGAACUGGCUUGGUCUUGAUGGUCCGAGAAAGGGGACGACCUCUGGAGGCGCAAACCCCGUGCCGUUGGCGUCCCCGGCGGGAUGGCCUCGAAAUGACAAGAAUCUCCCCAAGAGCAUCGACCAUGUCAUAAAAGCCAUCACCCCCAUCGCUCGAAUGAAGAACCGAGCGGGCGCAAAGGUGACGUGGAGAUGGGCGUCGAGAUCUGCCCCGCGGAUAAGUGGACGGUCGGGGCUCCCUCGGGCGAGCAGUUUGGCGGCCAAGAGAAUUGCGUAG